Molecule: messenger RNA, 327 nt
Organism: Melampsora larici-populina 98AG31
Lineage: Eukaryota; Fungi; Basidiomycota; Pucciniomycetes; Pucciniales; Melampsoraceae
Exons: 1
Coding region: 1-327 (108 amino acids)
Source: RefSeq, a predicted model, not a curated record
AUGAGAAAAAGCUGCGAAAUAAUGGUCAACAAAUUAGCCGGAAUAUUACUUAGCUUGGCUUCCAGGAAAAGGCCCACAGCUGCCUUUCAGAUAUCGAUGUACCAACACUUUAAAUCUGUGGUAGCUUGCUGUGGAAUACUCAUAGACAUCUAUCAAUUAAAACCAUUCCUACAAAAAAUCCUACAAAAAAAGGCUUCCUGUCUCUGCUGGGUGUGUGUGGCAGAGCAAGACCAACAAAAAUUUUCAUUCCUCUGCCUUUGUCAAUCACUGCCCUGGCAUCUCAAGGUAUCUUGUAUUUUCAACCAUCAGGAGGAUUCAACUUUGUAG